AAUCAAGUCUGCUCUUUCAACCAGUUAAAUCAUUUUCCUUCGCCAUCUUUGUGAGCUUCGAGCAGGCUUUUCUGUGAAAGCCAAAUCGAAUAGGAGCUGAGAGAGUGGAAGACAGAGAAGAAAAAUGUUUCUACGGAGGUUAGCAAGGCCAUUGAUGAUGAUGGCGAAUGUGAAGGAAACAACAGGUAUAGUUGGUUUGGAGGUAGUCCCAAAUGCAAGGGAAGUUCUGAUAAAUCUGUACAGGAAAACCCUAGAAGAGAUCAAGUCUGUACCUGAGGACGAAGGAUACCGGAAGGCAGUGGAGAGCUUCACCCGCCACCGCCUCAAUGUCUGCGUGGAGGAACAGGAGUCGGAACUGAUCGAGAAACGCCUUGGUUGUGGUCAGGUUGAAGAGCUCAUCGAGGAAGCCCAGGAUGAACUUAAGCUCAUUGGUCACAUGAACGAGUGGAAACCUUGGGGUGUUCCCGAUGAUUAUGAAUGUGAAGUGAUUGAAAAUGAUGCUCCAGUACCAAAACACGUUCCUCUGCACCGCCCUGGUCCUCUCCCUGAGGAAUUCUACAAGACAAUGGAGGUGGUUACUUCUGGCAAAUUGGAUGCACCUGCAAUUUCAUCGGGUGACUUGCAAUCAAAGUAGGGUCUUCCCAUAGCUCCUUUUGGCUAUUGAUCAGUACAUGCCAAGUUUUAGAACUGAACAUGUGUUACUCUACCAUCCUUGUUUUCUUUGUGAUCUUCUAUACCUGUUUACUGGAUUGACUGGCGCUGGUGGACACAAAUGCUUGAACCUUUGGUUAAUAAAACAGAUUAUUAUUUUUUUUUUUUUUGGGGGGGGGGGGGUGGUGGUGUUGGAAACUAGCAGACAGUUGCCAUCUUCUUUUGUUUGGAAAAGCAUCAACAUGGUGUAUUUGGUAUGAGGGAAGUCAUUUUCCAUGAUUAAUAUAUCUUCUAAAAGAAUGUUUUCUGGUGUGUUCGGUUGGCAGAAAAUACUUUAUGAAAAAUAUGUAUAUUAUAGAUAAUUAUGAUA
Molecule: messenger RNA, 1021 nt
Organism: Solanum dulcamara
Lineage: Eukaryota; Viridiplantae; Streptophyta; Magnoliopsida; Solanales; Solanaceae
Product: probable NADH dehydrogenase [ubiquinone] 1 alpha subcomplex subunit 5, mitochondrial
Exons: 2
Coding region: 125-634 (169 amino acids)
Biological process (GO): respiratory electron transport chain
Source: RefSeq, a predicted model, not a curated record